UGUAAGAUCGUAUUGCCUCUCGAGUAUGUCAAGGUUUGCGACGGUAGGUUUUGACUGGGCCAAAAUAACAAUAAAAAUCACAACAGAGAGUGUCGGAGAUUGACAAGCUCGCCGCAGUGCUGACCCCGACUCGGACUUGGGGCUUUGUUUUUGAUAUGAUCGAUCAUUGAUCAUCGAUCAUUUACUAACUCUCCUAAGUUCUGUUUCCGACGAUGACUCUAACCCACUCCCUGUGCUAGACCUUGUGCUUGACCAUUCAGAAACUCCAUUGGCUGCUCUCUCCCGUCUGAGACUGGCUCAGUUGGUCCGUCGACAUUACCGGCCGUAAUUAUGUCCAUACCUUUGGCAAAAGCUGCGUUCUUAGGUUUGUUUCUCGAGACCUUGCUUUACGGCGUGCUCCUCGCAUUGUACUGGUUCACGCUAUUCAUCCUACUCAAGAAAACUCCCAUUCAACGGAAAGUUCUUAUCCCAGUGGGAACAUUGCUGCUCUGCAUCGCAACGGCCCGUCUAAUCGUUGAUUUUGUUCGAGGGUUACAGGCAUUCGUAUUCCAGGUGGAUACGAUUGGUGCAAAUGCCUAUUAUUUCAACCUUGCUUCGCCGCUGAAUCUUGCAUCGAUAUCACUUUACAUCACGCAAACCAUUCUUGGUGAUGGUGCACUUAUUUGGCGAUGUUAUAUGCUCUACAGCAGAAGCCUCUUCAUUGCCGUUGCUGGUUGUAUCGUCCUGUUAGCCCUUGGGGCCAUUGCGUACUAUGUUGUCUGGUCCAUGUCUCACUUUGGUCCGCUGUUCACCGUUUCCACCGCUGGUUCUGCGUGCAUCACCACAAUCUAUGUAUUGACCAUGUUUAUCAGCGUCACCUGUACCAGUACGUCUAUUGUUCCUGACCUACAGACUUCUCACGACCAGAGUAUUGCAGCUUUGAUCGCCUGGCGCAUCUAUCGCACUCGUCGUUUCAUGCCAGAUGGCCUUGGUUCCUUUUUACCCGUUUUCAUCGUCAUCAUUGAGAGCGGCGCUUUAUAUGCCAUGAGUGUCCUUGCACUCCUUGUAACAUCCUUGGUCGGAUCCAAUGGCAGAUUCGUCAUAGUGUGCGUUAUCCCUCCUAUUAUAGGGAUCACAUUCUGCCUCAUCAUCCUGCAAGUGCAUUUCCACGUAGGCUGCAGCUCCCCCACCGAACAGCCUGCUGAAACAAGGAGCCCCAUGACCAACCUCUUUAGAGGGCGAGAUGUCAUGGACGCGGGCUCCAGCCUUGAACCAAUGACUGUGCAGAUCACGGAGGAGAUGGAGAUCGGUCAGUCUGACGUGAUGGGAAAAAAGAAUGACCAACGGGUCUCGGGGGGUAUCUUUCAAUUGUAAAUUAGUCACGUUCAAUUCUAUUCAGCCUUUCAAUCUGCGAGCAGCUAGCUCGCCGAUCCUGUUUUCGGUGGAUGAGACGGACUGUGACAAGGGUCUCACUACAUUGUACCAGGCGCUAUACCUCCCCAUCUUUACACUACAUAUACGAUUGGCUUGCUUAAGUUGUUUAUCGCAUUUCUGAACAGACACAGAAAUGAUGCCCUUUCAUCC
Messenger RNA from Suillus paluster, 1563 nucleotides. RefSeq lists its product as uncharacterized. The coding region runs from base 331 to 1353 and encodes 340 amino acids. The record is from RefSeq and is a predicted model, not a curated record. The transcript has 6 exons. Lineage: Eukaryota; Fungi; Basidiomycota; Agaricomycetes; Boletales; Suillaceae.